CCUCUCCCAAAUUCGAAAUGGAUAGCCGUUGCCUGUAACAAAGAAACCUGUGACUCGAAAAACACCUAAUUCCUCUGUUACAUUUCUUGCAAUCUUACCUGAUAGAAAGUUACAGGUUGAGACUUUGUUACCUAUAACAUUUCUCCCCCAAACACAAACUAUAAGAAAGUCACCCGUAAAUUUCUUACAUUUUACACGAGUACAGGAAUCCAUGGAUGGGAAUAAUUGGAGACCUGCUGCUCAAGGGGAAUCCAACGGCAUGGACGGUGGAGAUUGGCGGGCCCUUUUAUCCCCUGAUGCUCGACAGAAGAUCGUCAAUAAGAUAAUGGAAACUUUAAAGAAGCACUUACCAAUAUCUGGACCCGAGGGAUUAGUUGAGCUUCAAAAAAUUGCUGUAAGAUUUGAGGAAAAAAUUUAUACUGCUGCCACGAGCCAGUCAGAUUAUCUAAGGAAAAUAUCUAUGAAGAUGCUUACAAUGGAGAGUAAAUCUCAGCCUGCUGGUGCAACUAAUUCCUUGCCAUCAAAUUCUGCUGGUGGGAACCAAAACCCCUCAGAUCCAGCACUGCAUGGUAUGCAAUCGCAAGUGCGCAACCAAGGUCAGCCGUUAUCAAUGCCCUUGGCCAACCAAUCUCAAUCACGGCAGCAGCUUUUAACCCAGAACCUACCAAAUACUACAACACAAAGUUCUGCCGGCUUGCCGUCUGCUCUGUCAUCAAUGACAGGAAUAAAUCAGAACGCCAUAAACAACAUCGUCAGCCAGGUCUCCAACUUGCAAAACAUGUCUGGAAUUUCACAAAAUUCUGUAAGUAAUUCAGUGGGCCAGGGAGUACAAUCGAAUAUGUUUGCCAAUUCACAGAGGCAGCAGAUGCCGGGAAGACCGCAACAGGUUGCCUCCCAACAGCACCAGCAGCAGUCACAGGGUCAGCAGCAGUUAAUUUACCAGCAGCAGCUUCAGCAGCAGCUUUUGAAGCAGAAGAUGCAGCAGGGAAAUAUUCAGUCCAAUCUCUUGCCAUCACACAUGCAGCAGCAGCAACAACAACAGGCCCUUUUGCAGCCAAACCAAAUGCAGCCCUCCCAACAGUCCCUUAUGCAAAUAUCUUCUUCUGGUCUCACAUCAAGCCAGCCUACUCAGCAGACCCAACCUUCUUUAAUGCAGUCAACUCAGCCUGGCCUUCAACAGAAUCAACAGUCUUCUGUUCAACAGUCCGGACCAUCUGUACUCCAGCAACAGUCAGUCCUUAGGCAACAACAGCAAACAUCAAUUACUCAGCAGUCAAUCUUACCUUCACAGCAGCAACAACAGCUGACAGGGCAGCAAUCAAGUUCAGGAAACAUGCAACAGAAUCAGCUACUUGGGCAGCAAAACAGCAUCUCGGACAUAUCGCAGCAGCAGCAACAGAGGCUUCUUGGCCAGCAGAAUAAUCUUUCUAAUAUGCAGCAGCAGCAGCAGCAACCAUUACUAGGUCAGCAAAACAGCAUCGCAAGCUUACAUCAGCAGCAGCAGCCGCAGUUGGGCCCUCAAAGUAAUGUUUCUGCAUUGCAGCAGCAGCAGCAGCCGCAGUUGCUUGGACCUGGCUUGUCAAACUUGCAGCAGCAUCAACAUUCGAUGCAUAUGAUGCAACAUUCCAAGGUUUCAGCUCAGCAACAGCAAGCCCAGCCAACGUCAUCGACAUUGUUGCCAUCGCAAGGGCAGCAAUCACAAUCACAGCCACCACAGCAGCAACUCAUGUCUCAGCUUCAAUCUCAGCCAGCGCAGUUGCAGCAACAAUUGCAAUUGCAGCAGCAGCCGAAUUCAUUACAACGAGAAAUGCAGCAAAGGAUGCAAACACCAGGUUCUUUGCUCCCACCUCAGAAUGCAAUCGAGCAGCAGAAGCAAAUGUUUCAGUCACAAAGAGGGCUUCCGGAAGCUCCAUCAUCAUCAGUGGAUUCCACAGCACAGACAGGGCAUACAGGUGUUGUUGAUUGGCAAGAAGAUACCUAUCAGAAGAUUAAAUCCAUGAAGGAACUGUACUUCCUGGAACUGAAUGAAAUGCACCAGAAGAUCAACCUGAAAUUCCAGCAGCAUGAUGCACUCCUCCAACAGCCGAAGCAGCAAGAGCAAUUCGAGAGACUCAGAUAUUUUAAGAACCUAUUAGAGCGCAUGAUAACAUUCUUACAGUUGCCCAAAAGUAAUAUUCCAAUUGGUUUCAAGGAUAAGCUGCCUCAAUACGAGAAACAAAUCAUUGGCAUUCUCAGUUCUCACAGGCUAAAAAAACCUGGCAUGCCACAGCAGCAAGGGCAGCAACAACCACUCCAGCAGCCUGGUGGUCAAUCACACUCGAUGACGCAGCAGCUGCAAUCUCAGAUCCCACACUUACAGCAGCAUGACAACCAUGUAAACCAGAUGCAGCCGAUGAACUUACAGCCUUCUAGGACAUCGAUGCAGCCAGCUACUGCAACAGGUUUGCAGCAUGGAUCCAUGCCUUUAUCUACACAUUUAGGGGUUCCUACAACGCAGCAGGGCAUGAUGUCUCUUCAGCCCAGUUCAAAUCUGGACUCGACGUCUGGGAAUGCGAUGAGUGGCAUGAUUGGGUCACUGCAGCAGAACACUGUCAAUGCAGCUCAACAGGCUAACAUCAACACAUUGUCGCAGAGUGGUCAGAGUGCUUUGCAGCCUAAUAUGAAUCCCCUUCAACAAAGUUCUAAUAUGCUCCAGCACCAGCACCUGAAACAGGAACAACUAAUGCAAACACAACAACUAAAACAACAAUACCAGCAGCGACAGAUGCACCAACAGUUCAUGCAGCAGCAGCAGCAGCAGCCAUUGCAGCAGCAGCAGCAGCAGCAGCAACAACAACAACAACAACAAAAGCCACAGCAAUCUGUGCAAUUGCAGCCACACCAAAUGCCACAGCUUCAUCAGAUGAGUGAUGCCAACGAACUGAAGGUCAGACCAGGCACGGGUCUUAAACCGGUGAUGUUUCCUCAGCACCACCCAUCAAGCCAACGGCCAACAUAUCAUCAUCAGCAGCAGCAACUAAAGAUGGGAGCUCCUUUUCCUAUAUCUUCACCUCAAUUUUUUCAAGCCCAAUCGCCUCAAAUUUCUCAGCAUUCUUCUCCACAGAUUGACCAGCAGAGUUUGCUAACAUCUAUUCCGAAGUCUGCAACACCUAUGCAAUCUGCUAACUCACCCUUCAUCGUUCCUCCCUCUCCUUCCACGCCCUUAGCCCCAUCACCUUUACAAGGGGACCCUGAGAAACACCAGUCUUCUGGUAUUUCAUCGAUCUCGAAUGCUGGAAAUAUGGGACAUCAACAAACAGCCAUUGGGCCAACCCAAGCUCAAUCCCUUGCAAUUGGUACACCUGGCAUCUCAGCAUCCCCCUUGCUCGCUGAGUUCAGCAGCCCAGAUGGCAAUCAAGGCAGUGCACCCAUGGCUUUAUCUGGCAAGUCAAGUGCGACAGAGCGGCCACUGGAGCGUUUAAUUAAAGCGGUAAAAUCAAUGUCCCCAAAUGCGCUUUGUUCCUCUGUCAGUGACAUUGGCUCCGUUGUGAGUAUGGUCGACAGGAUAGCAGGAUCAGCACCUGGUAAUGGGUCUAGAGCUGCUGUGGGCGAGGACUUGGUGGCCAUGACAAAGUGCCGUCUGCAAGCAAGGAACUUCAUGUCACAAGAUGGAAGCGCUGCAACAAAGAAAAUGAGGCGCCAAACGAGUGCCAUGCCCUUAAAUGUGGUUUCGUCAGCUGGUAGUGUAAAUGACAGUUUCAAGCAGUUGGACAGUCUUGAGACAUCUGAAUUGGAGUCAACUGCAACAUCUAGGAUCAAGAGGCACAAGGUUGAGGCUAGCCACGCACUGCUGGAGGAGAUUAGGGAAAUAAACCAGAGGCUAAUUGAUACUGUGGUGGAGAUCAGCGAUGAGGAUGUUGACUUGAUUGCAGCCGAUGGUGAAGGGGCCAUCGUCAAAUGUUCCUAUAAUGCGGUGGCUCUCAGUCCAAACUUGAAGUCGCAGUAUGCUUCAGCACAAAUGUCCCCUGUGCUGCCGCUGCGAUUGAUCGUCCCUGCGAAUUAUCCAAACUGCUCUCCUGUGCUUUUAGACAAGUUUCCGGUUGAACUUAGUAAGGAGUUUGAAGACCUGUCAGUCAAGGCUAGGUUGAAGUUCAGUAUAUCACUCCGUGGCCUUUCGCAGCCCAUGUCAUUGGGGGAAAUGGCGAGGACUUGGGACAUCUGUGCCCGCAAGGUUGUCACUGAAUAUGCUCAACAGAAUGGAGGAGGCAGUUUCAGCUCAAGAUACGGUACGUGGGAGAAAUGUGUGAGCGCUUGAUCGUGGCCAUUGCUGGCAUGAAAAAAUACAGUCUGUGAUGGCAGCAUUGCCCAUUAGUGUCUGUGGUAAUGCAAUCCAAAGGAGGAUGCUGCAUUCUAGAUAGGCAAGAUAAGAUGUUGAGGCAGCCCAAAACCGUUCGGGACUGCAGUUUUAACCUACAAUAAAGCAUCUUGCACAGUUCAAUUGUGCAGGACGAGGGGGGGUUUUGAUGCAGCCUCCGUUCCAAACUGUUUUUUGUUGUUUUAGAUGCAUUUACAUGUGUGUCCAUCCUUAUUUGUUGUAUAGCAAUGUACGUUGGCUUUCUCCA
Molecule: messenger RNA, 4601 nt
Organism: Magnolia sinica
Lineage: Eukaryota; Viridiplantae; Streptophyta; Magnoliopsida; Magnoliales; Magnoliaceae
Product: mediator of RNA polymerase II transcription subunit 15a
Exons: 11
Coding region: 212-4294 (1360 amino acids)
Biological process (GO): regulation of DNA-templated transcription
Molecular function (GO): chromatin DNA binding; transcription coactivator activity
Source: RefSeq, a predicted model, not a curated record